AUGAAAACAAUCUGUAUCUUUAAAUUUAAAUUUCUUAGCAUUCUCUUAAAAUAGAAUUAAUACAGUAUUAUAAUAACAAUCCUUAUGCCUAAUCAUUACCAAAGAGAAUUAUCAUUGAUAGAAAUUAAAAUUAUCAAACUUGUAAUCUUUUACUGCUACAAUAAUAGCCAAUUGAAAAUAGUAAUUGUUGAUAUAUAUAAUAUUCAGUAUCAAAAAGUAUUCUAUUUUAUACUCCAUAUUACUUAUUACCAUAAUCCUCAUCAUUAUUUGUUCGAUAAAAGAUUUUGUUAUCACUAUUGCUUAAAAAAUCAGAUAAUUUAAUAUCUAUAUUCAAUAAAGAUCUUUAGGAAUAUUGUAAGAUAAUCAAUUUUGUAACUACAAUAUAGAAGUCAUUUAAACAUAAAUGUAUUGAUAUAAACCCUUUUAUUAAUCUUUUAAAUAGCUAUAUCUAGAUAAAGUGAAAUAAUUUCCAUAAUUAUUUGUGUAUCAGAAUGGGUGUGUUAAUUGAUUUUAAUUUGUUUGGAAUAUCAACCUCAAUUAAAAUAUUUACAUUUCUUGAAUUUAAAAAAAAAAAUCUACAUAGUGUAAUUAUAAAAUACUUUGUUUUUUUUCUCACAAAGAUGGAUAUUUUUGCAAAGGUCCUAGCUUUACAUAUAUUAAAUUAACAUUAUUUAUCUUAUUGCAGGUAAACAAUUAAAUUCAAUAAAAUCCAUCAAUUUGAUUGAAAUUAUACUUCGAAUAAAUAUACAGAGAUUUGACAACACUGCAAGCUAUUCAUAUAGCAAGUAUUUCAUAACUUUUCUAACCCGUUAAUAUUUAAUAAAUGAUAUUAGGAAUACUAAUAAAGUCUAUUGA
Messenger RNA from Paramecium tetraurelia, 855 nucleotides. RefSeq lists its product as uncharacterized. NCBI's taxonomy places the organism in Eukaryota, Ciliophora, Oligohymenophorea, Peniculida, Parameciidae. The record is from RefSeq and is a predicted model, not a curated record. The transcript has 2 exons.